Staurois parvus is the source of this 320-nucleotide messenger RNA. The record is from the annotation of a GenBank genome assembly. NCBI's taxonomy places the organism in Eukaryota, Metazoa, Chordata, Amphibia, Anura, Ranidae.
CGGUCAUGUGAUCAGCUGUGUCCAAUCACAGCUGAUCACAUGGGACAUCUAUACUGAUCAUCAGAGCACUGAUGAUCAGUGUGCCCUGAUGAUCAGUGUAGCCCCAGCAGUGCCACCUGUCAGUAUUUAUCAGUGCCAGUUGUCAGUGCUCAUCCAUGCCACCUGCCAGUGCCCAUCAGUGCCACAUCAGUGCCACAUUUCAGUGCCUACCAGUGCACAUCAAUGCCACAUAUCAGUGCCCAUCUGAGCUGCCUUUCAGUGGCUCUCAUCAGUGACAGUCAGUGCCACCUAUCAAUGCCAGUCAGUGCCACCUAUCAGUG